Tigriopus californicus is the source of this 3687-nucleotide messenger RNA. RefSeq names its product WD repeat-containing protein 35-like (gene Oseg4). Gene Ontology annotation, cellular component: intraciliary transport particle A; non-motile cilium. NCBI's taxonomy places the organism in Eukaryota, Metazoa, Arthropoda, Copepoda, Harpacticoida, Harpacticidae. Bases 129 to 3644 code for a protein of 1171 amino acids. The transcript is spliced from 8 exons. Gene Ontology annotation, molecular function: protein binding. Gene Ontology annotation, biological process: protein localization to cilium; intraciliary retrograde transport; non-motile cilium assembly. The record is from RefSeq and is a predicted model, not a curated record.
CUGCCUCAUCAUGAUGUGUGUAUGUGUGCGUAAGGAACUGAUGGCUUGAACUAGCUUGAACAUUCCACUCGCCGCAAUAAUGUUGCUUGUUGGUCAAUGUGUUUAAGUGCCUUGCUCAUCGGGGGAAAAUGUUCAUAUAUCUAAGUAAAAAGAUCGCCAUCCCGAAUAACACCAAACUCAAAUGCAUUGGCUGGAACAAGGACCAAGGCUACAUAGCCUGUGGCGGGGAUGAUGGUCUCCUGAAGGUCCUCAAACUCGAGGCUGGUCGAGAUGGCAAAGUCAAAGGCCUCGCUGCACCUUCCAACUUGUCCAUGAAUCAAACACUGGAGGGUCACAAUGGGCAAAUUCAAGUGGUGGGUUGGAACGAGAGUCACCAAAAGCUGACCUCAAGUGACCAAUAUGGCUUGAUCAUCGUGUGGAUGCUCUACAAGGGCAGUUGGUAUGAGGAGAUGAUCAACAAUCGCAACAAAUCCGUGGUCAAAGGCAUGGCCUGGAAUGCGGAUGGACAGAAGAUUUGCAUCGUCUACGAGGACGGAGCCGUAAUCGUCGGAUCAGUCGACGGCAACCGCAUCUGGGGCAAGGAGCUCAAGAAUGUGAUGCUUUCGGGAGUGUGCUGGUCGCCCGAUUCGCGAUUGCUCCUCUUUUCCAUGGCCACUGGGGAGAUCCACAUCUAUGAUGGCAUGGGUAGCUUCGUGUCCAAGAUGAACAUCCAAUGUCUGACCAAUACCUCUCAAGUGGCACGGAUCAUUUCUUUGCAAUGGUACGAUGGCAAGCACGGCCUAGUCGAAUUGGACGCCCCCUCUCUGAUGGUUUGCUAUGAAAAUGGGCGGGUACAAAUCAUGAAGAGCGAGAGUGACGAGAAUCCGGUUCUUUUGGAUACUGGUUUGACCACAGUGGGCUGUCAGUGGAAUCAUGAUGGUUCCAUUCUGGCCAUUGCCGGCGUUCUCAGUGAUACCACCAGCCACGAGAAAGAGGCGAAUGUGGUUCAGUUCUAUUCACCCUUCGGGGAGUUAUUGCGCACCCUGAAGGUCCCCGGGAGGCAGAUAUCGGCGUGUGCUUGGGAAGGCGGAUCCCUCAGAAUUGCUUUGGCCGUGGAUUCGUUCAUCUAUUUCGCCAACAUUCGUCCGGAUUACAAGUGGGCCUAUUUUGCCAACACCGUCGUCUACACCUACUCCAAGCCCGAUAAAACGGAAACGGACAUCACGUUUUGGAACAAUCGCACUGGCGAAAAAAAUACGCGACACGUUAAUAGGUUAAAUGCCAUCUCGUCAUCAUCGGAUCACUGCGUGUUGGCCAUCACGUUAGGAGAUGACCACGAUCAAAGCUACAGUCUGACUUUGUGCAAUGCUUUGGGAACCACGGUCGACACGAAGCUCAUUUCCAUGGAACCAUCCUCGGUUUGCAUGACUCCCACGACAGUUUUUGCCGCCUCGAAGGAUCAUUUCUAUGUGUGGUACUUCAGAACCGCCCAAACUUGGACACAGGUGGGAUCCAAGCCCAAUCGUAGCGCUAAUCGGAAGGAGCAGGUCUAUCACGUGGAUGACACACCCACGGGAGGUGUUGGACUAAAUGGCAAUACAUACUCGAGUAAGGCUACGAAUGACCCGAUCUGCUCCUUGGCGGCCUCGGAGAAGAUCCUAUUGAUUGGCAGAGAGUCCGGAUUGAUCCAGUUGUACUCUUUGCCUAGCAUCACGUUGACCAAUCGCUACAAUGUGAACACAAAACCGUACAAGAUGGCCAUCAACAGCAACUCGACGACCGUAUCCGUGAUUGGUGUCACAGGUCUCUUGCUUUUCAUCAAACUCGAUGGAUCAUCCAGUGAUAGUGGACUCAUGAAAAUGGAGCGGAAAGAUGUGUGGGACAUGAAAUGGGCGGAUGACAACCCCGAUCUGUUUGCCAUGAUGGAGAAAACUCGGAUGUACAUUUUCCGAAACAUGGAACCCGAAGAGCCGAUCCUCUCGGCCGGAUACAUUUGUAGCUUCAAGGACCUGGAAAUCCGGGCAGCUCUCUUAGACGAGAUUUUGAGGGAUCCCGAGAACCCCAUUGACGAUUACAUUCUGGAUCUUGAGGUCAAAUCUCUUCGUGAUACCAGGGACCUUCUCGAAAAAGUGGGAAUGAAAGAUGCCAUGAGCUUCAUCGACGAGAAUCCUCAUCCCAGACUUUGGAGACUCCUUGCCGAGGCCGCUAUCGAACAAUUGGACCUGACCACAGCUGAAUCGGCGUAUGUCAGAUGUAAGGACUACCCCGGGAUCCAAUUCGUCAAGAAAUUACAGAACAUUCAAGACACUAAAAUCCAAAAGGCUGAAGUUGCGGCAUGGUUCAGCCGCUAUGACGAUGCUGAAAAGAUUUUCAUGGACGUGGAUCGCCGAGAUCUGGCCAUCAGUCUUAGGAAACGCCUCGGCGAUUGGUUCAGAGUGCUGCAAUUGGUCAAAACUGGCUCUGGCGGGAACGAUUCGGAGAUGGAGGAGGCGUGGAAUAACAUUGGCGAGUACUUUGUCGAGCGACACAACUACGACGAAGCCGUGCAGUUCUUUGAAAAGUCCAGAAAUGUCACACGCCUGGUCCAAUGCUAUCAUGCGUUGGAAGAUUUCAGCAGCUUGGAGAAUGUCAUGGACGACAUUCAACCUAAUGAUCCUUUGCUGAGCAAAAUGGGCAAUAUGUUUGCUGCCGUGGGCAUGGGCAAGCAGGCCGUGGAAGCUUUCGUCAAGGCCAACAAUGUCCCCGAAGCGGUCAACACUUGCAUUCAUUUGAACCAAUGGCAUGAGGCUGUGGAAUUGGCCACCAAGUUCAAUCAACCCACCCAGAUCUCUUCGCUUCUGGCUAAAUACGCCCAACAUCUCCUGGACGAGAACAAAAUCAUUCAGGCCAUAGAGCUUUACCGCAAAGCCAAUCAUUUCUUGGAAGCGGCUCGCCUCUUGAACGAUUUAGCCAAGGAGGAGACUCUCAAACGGUCCAGUCCCUUGCGAAUCAAGAAGCUGUACGUUCUGUCCGCGUUCAUGGUGGACGAGCAUCUCGGAAGUCUCCGACGCAUUGAUAAAGAGAAGAAGGGCAACCGGAGUAGCGCUCUUAUGGGUCUCAUGGGUGAUGGGACCUCGUUGGGUCAGACAUUGGUAGUGGAUGAGGCUUGGCGAGGAGCCGAGGCAUUUCAUUUCUUCAUGCUGUGCCAAAGGCAACUUUAUGAAGGCUUUGUAGAUGCGGCCAUGAAAACGGCGCUAAAUCUCCGCGAUUAUGAGGACGUGCUCAAUGCAGAGGACAUCUACUCAAUUUUGGCCUUGGCCUCGUGUGCCAAUCGCGCGUUUGGCACUUGCUCUAAGGCCUUUAUCAAGUUGGAAUCUUUAGAGGAGCUCACCAAUGAGCAAAGAGAGGCUUAUCAAGAGUUGGCCAUGGACAUAUUCAUCAAGCAAGCACCCAAAGAUUCACGAAGCAAUCGAUCGGAAUGCGCGAGUUGCGAAACAAUGAUUCCCGAUUGGUUGAACGCGUGUCCUUCGUGUCAGACGAAAUUCCCCAUUUGCAUUGUGACGGGUCGACCCAUCAUGGAUCUUACAUCGGCAUGGCAAUGUGAGAAUUGCAAGCAUCGGGCGUAUGAGCAAGAAAUCACUAUGAGACAGAACUGUCCCUUGUGCCAUUUACCCAUCGCUUUAUAAUUCUAUGAUUCUGAAAUACAAAAUCCAUUCUAGUCAAAUAGUA